This is a messenger RNA of Aureobasidium subglaciale EXF-2481, 324 nucleotides long. RefSeq lists its product as uncharacterized. Bases 1 to 324 code for a protein of 107 amino acids. The record is from RefSeq and is a predicted model, not a curated record. The transcript has a single exon. NCBI's taxonomy places the organism in Eukaryota, Fungi, Ascomycota, Dothideomycetes, Dothideales, Saccotheciaceae.
AUGACACUUACUCAGGUUCGCAUCGAAGAAGAAGAAGAAGAGACCGAGGCAACUUCGAAGGCGAGAAUCCCGAGGGAAGAUGCUGUCAUAACGAGAAUCGUUUGUUUCGAGUUGCGAAGGUGGGAAGAACAAUUGGCAGGGCAUUCCGUUUCUGGUGUCCUGCGUUGCGUGCCGCCAAAAACCAUCCACGUUUCAUCUUUUGAACCUCCCAAGAAGCAACUUUCCCUCUUCCAAAAAGAAGCUGCGCCUUUGCCCACGGUAUCUGAGCGGCUUCAUGACCUUGUCAAUGCUUUCCCACGCUUGGCUUUUGCUAAACCUCUUUGA